Molecule: messenger RNA, 992 nt
Organism: Ochotona curzoniae (black-lipped pika)
Lineage: Eukaryota; Metazoa; Chordata; Mammalia; Lagomorpha; Ochotonidae
Product: apolipoprotein L3-like
Exons: 1
Coding region: 2-826 (274 amino acids)
Biological process (GO): lipoprotein metabolic process; lipid transport
Cellular component (GO): membrane; extracellular region
Molecular function (GO): lipid binding
Source: RefSeq, a predicted model, not a curated record
CAUGGAGCCAGAGGACGAGGAGCAUCGAGGAGAGCAGCAGGCGAGGGAGAGGUUUUUGAAGGAAUUCCCACAGGUGAAAGCACAGCUGGAGGAGAAAAUAGCAAAGCUGCACGCCCUGGCAGACAAGGUAGGCAAGGUGCACUGGGACUGCACCAUCACCAAUGUGGUGGCUGCCUCCACUGGGACCGUCUCUGGAAUCCUGAGCAUCAUUGGCCUGGCUCUGGCCCCUGUGACCGCAGGAGUCAGCCUGGCACUCACAGCCACAGGGUUGGGACUGGGUGCAGCAGCAGGCGUGACUGGUGCCUCCACUGCCAUUGUGGAGCACGUAACCAGGGCAUCAGCAGAGGCUGAAGUGGGCCGCAUCACAUCGAGCAGUGUCAACCAAGUGGAGCUGAUUAAACAAGCUGUGGGUCAGAGUGUCCCCAGAGUUAUGAAUGUAACCCAUAGGUGCAUUGAAGUCCUGGGAGACGUUGGGAAGAACGUCCGUGCCAUCAAGGUUGCACAGGCAAACCCCCGCCUUUUGGUCAAUGCCAACCGCCUCAUGACCACAGGGAAGAUCUCAGCUCGCAACACUAGGCAGGUGCAGAGUGCCUUUGGGGGCACUGCUCUGGCCAUGACCACGGGAGCCCGCAUUGCAGGUGCAGCCAGCUCUGGACUCUUCCUUCUGAUGGAUGUGGCCAACCUUGUCCAGGAGUCGGUGCACUUGCAUCAGGGUGCCUCUUCUGAGUUGGCUCAAGAUCUGCGGCAGCAGGCUCAGGAGCUGGAAGAGAAGUUGGCGCAGCUCAUGGAGAUCUACAGGAGCCUGCAGGAGGACAUGGUUGAGUGAGCAUGGACCAGUGCUCAAGUCAGCGGAGCCAGGCUGACAGGAGCCCAGCAAGCAGACACAUUCUCUGAGGUACAAAUAGACUGAAAAAUAAAAUCAAGGAUCAGGACUGAAGAUAGAGAGGCAAUGGGCCUGGAUGGUGGCCUAGUGGCUAAAGUCCUUGCCUUGA